This is a messenger RNA of Arthroderma uncinatum, 396 nucleotides long. RefSeq lists its product as uncharacterized. The record is from RefSeq and is a predicted model, not a curated record. NCBI's taxonomy places the organism in Eukaryota, Fungi, Ascomycota, Eurotiomycetes, Onygenales, Arthrodermataceae. The coding region runs from base 1 to 396 and encodes 131 amino acids. The transcript has a single exon.
AUGACGAAACCCACAGUCUCCAACAACAUCAAGCCGACCUCUACCAAAGACAAAGAAGAGGUUCUAAAAGCGGCCCAGUACUAUGUGGAUGGCCUCAAGACCGGUGACGUCGAGCAUAGCCGGCAGGGAUUCCAUGAGAAAGGCGGCAUGUACGGGUGGCUUGGAGACGACUUGAAAACAGUUCCAAUCCAGGCCCUCUUUGAUUUGAUCGUGGAGCGGGGAUGUACGCCAGAGCUGAUUAGCCAUUUGGACAUCAUUGCCAUGACCCCCACCACAGCGAUUGUCGAGGUUGAUUCGGAGCUGGAGAACGAGGGAUUCCGGGACCAUCUGGCCAUGGUCAAGGUUGAUGGGAAGUGGAAGACAGUUGCAAAGCUAUUUCACAUUUACGAUCAGUGA